CUUUGUUUUUCCUUGCGCGAUUCCAAGUGCAUCCCCAGUGCCAGCCCGUGAAAACACCGUGAAGUGGACGCGGCGUCAUUGCAACUUUGUCUGCUGUUACUGUGGAACAGGUGAAGCUGGGGAGUUGAACAAAGCUUUGUCAAGGAUGGUUGGACGUGUGCAGUUCUGCUCUGGCUUUCGGGGGUGCGUGAAGGGCCUGUAGUCUGGUUUGUCGGGUUCAGAUAACAGAAUUCUGCUCGUUAUUUUAAUUUUUUAAAGGAUUCCAGACGGGAUGCCAGAGCGGGUUUUCAUCUCUAAGUGACACAGCUGUAGGCUAACCUAAGCGGAGUCUUAGCCUAUUCUUAUGCAAGAAUCAUUCAUCUCAAACUUCCAGAAAUGAAGGAAAAAUGCAAGAACGCGGCGAAGACGCGGCGAGAGAAAGAAAACGGAGAGUUUUAUGAGCUGGCGAAGCUGCUGCCUCUGCCUGCGGCCAUCACCUCCCAGCUGGACAAGGCCUCCAUCAUCCGGCUGACCAGCAGCUACCUCAAGAUGAGGGCAGUCUUCCCAGACGGUUUGGGUGAUGGAUGGGUUAAGUCAACAAGGUUCAGUCCUCUGGACAACAUGGCUAAAGAACUGGGUUCUCAUCUUUUACAAACUCUGGACGGCUUUGUGUUUGUUGUUGCCUCUGAUGGCAAAAUCAUGUACAUCUCAGAAACUGCAUCAGUCCACCUUGGCCUGUCCCAGGUAGAGCUGACAGGAAACAGUAUAUUUGAGUAUAUCCACCCAUCGGACCAUGAUGAGAUGACAGCAGUGCUGGGUCUUUGCCAACCCCCACGCCAUCACUUCUCUCCAGAGUAUGAAAUAGAGCGCUCCUUCUUCUUGAGGAUGAAGUGUGUUCUUGCUAAACGAAAUGCAGGACUUACAUGUGGGGGAUAUAAGGUCAUCCACUGCAGCGGCUACCUGAAAGUGCGUCAGUACAUGAUGGACAUGGCCCUGUAUGAAUCCUGUUAUCAGACUGUGGGUCUGGUGGCAGUUGGUCACUCCCUGCCCCCCAGUGGUAUCACCGAGAUCAAACUCCACAGCAACAUGUUCAUGUUCCGGGCCAGCCUGGACUUUAAACUAAUUUUCUUGGACACGAGGGUGGCAGAGCUGACAGGCUAUGAACCGCAGGACCUAAUCGAGAAGACUCUCUACCACCACGUCCAUGCCUGUGACAUUUUCCAUCUACGCUAUGCUCACCAUUUAUUACUGGUGAAGGGGCAGGUCACAACUAAGUACUACCGCAUGUUAUCAAAGCGUGGAGGCUGGGUGUGGGUGCAGAGCUAUGCUACCAUUAUCCACAACAGCCGCUCCUCCAGACCUCACUGUAUUGUCAGUGUGAACUACGUUCUGACUGACACUGAGUGCAAGGAGCUGCAGUUAUCUGAAGACCAGAGUCAAGCCACUAAGUCUGGUCUCAGUCUUACCUUCUCUCAAGACCACCGCAAACAACUCAGAAUCAAAGCAGUCAAGAUGAAGACCAAACUCAGAGCAGCUUCCUAUCCUGAGGUGGGACUUCGACUUUCACAGUUAUGAUAGAAAA
This is a messenger RNA of Micropterus salmoides (largemouth bass), 1561 nucleotides long. RefSeq names its product SIM bHLH transcription factor 2 (gene sim2). Lineage: Eukaryota; Metazoa; Chordata; Actinopteri; Centrarchiformes; Centrarchidae. Gene Ontology annotation, cellular component: cytoplasm; transcription regulator complex; nucleus. Bases 376 to 1554 code for a protein of 392 amino acids. The transcript is spliced from 9 exons. The record is from RefSeq and is a predicted model, not a curated record. Gene Ontology annotation, molecular function: protein dimerization activity; RNA polymerase II transcription regulatory region sequence-specific DNA binding; DNA-binding transcription factor activity, RNA polymerase II-specific. Gene Ontology annotation, biological process: regulation of transcription by RNA polymerase II.